AGUUUGGAUCCGCCUCUCCAGCUAUUGUGCGCCCCCACCCCGACUGCUUAUUUCAGGGGAGCCGAAUUUCGCACAACACCUGCCGCGAUGGAUCCGUUGGACGGGUUCGGUUCUCCCCGACGGGAAGAGGCUGCGGCAGACAGUCGAUCCGUCUGGACACGCUUCUCGUCCUGGCUGGAGUGCGUGUGUGUGGUUACCUUCGAUCUGGAGCUCGGACAAGCCAUUGAGCUAGUUUAUCCGCAGGAUGUGAAACUUACAGAGAAAGAGAAAACCAGCAUCUGUUACUUGUCCUUUCCUGACUCUUACUCAGGAUGCCUUGGGGAUACUAAGUUCACCUUCAGGUUACGCCAAUCAGUUGGGCGUCAAAGUUUCAGAGACGACAUCUACAACAGAGACGCCCCCGCCACGCUGCAGAGGGAAACGGCAUAUUUUUUCGGCUACGUCUACUUCCGUCAGGUGAAGGAUGUGUCUGUGAAGAGAGGCUACUUUCAGAAGUCGCUAGUGUUGGUGUCCAGGUUGCCCUACACACACCUGUUUCAUUCGGUGCUGCAGAUCGUCGCACCAGAGUUCUUCGAGAAGCAGGAACCGUUCCUGGAAGCAGUUUGCAAUGAGAUUGACCAGUGGCCCAACCCCUCACCUGGACAGACGCUCAACCUGCCCAUUGUGGGCGUCGUCUUACAGGUUAGAAUUCCUUCAAAAACAGACAAACCAGGAGGAAGUCCCGUCAGACAGAUAACUAACGAGAGCCCGCUGCCAGCUCCAACGCUCCUUCCAACCAUCCACGAACUGGACCUCUUUAAGUGUUUCCAGUCGGUUCUGAUCCAUGCCUGCUCAGAAACAAUACUGGCUCUGGUCAGCUCCAUUAGCCCUCUGAGGUUCUGCUGCGACUUUCGGCCGUAUUUCACCAUCCAUGACAGCGAGUUCAGAGAGUACACGACCCGGACGCAGGCGCCUCCAAAUGUGGUUCUGGGGGUCACCAACCCGUUCUUCAUCAAGACUUUUCAGAACUGGCCUCACAUCGUUCGACUGGGAGAGAUCAAGAUGGCCGGUGAUCUUCCGAAGCAGGUGAAGGUGAAGAAGUUGUCCAAACUAAAAACUCUCGAUACCAAACCAGGGAUUUACACAACCUACAAAACGUUUCUACACAAAGACAAAAUCCUUAUCAAGAGGCUUUUGAAGGGAAUCCAGAGGAAAAGGCCGUCAGAGGCUCAGAGCGCCAUCUUGAGGCGACACCUGCUUGAGCUGACGCAGAGCUUCAUCAUUCCUCUGCAACCAUAAAAUGACGACUUGGUGUUUGCGUUUGCUCAGACUCCUCCGCAGGUUCGUCCUUUUAGUCAAGACGAGUUCAUUUCCACUCUGGACCACACCGGCCCUCAGCUCACCUCCAUGCUCAGAGGGGACUGGAUGGGUCUGUACAGGAAGUUCUUCAGGUCCCUGAACUUUGACGGCUGGUACCGCCAGCGCCACAGAGAGAUGACACAGAAGCUGGAGAGCCUCCAUCUGGAGACGAUCUGCGACGCAGACCUUCUGGGCUGGACCAGAGACAAGUCGGAGGUGGAGAUCGUGGACCUGAUCCUGAAGCUCAGAGAAAAGCUGAUCAAAGCUCGCCGGCAGCAGCUGCAGGUCAAAGAUGGAGUUUUAGACAAACUGGACGCUUUCAUAAACUCUAUAGUCGGCUCGCUGCCUGAAGACCUGCAGCCCGUCCUGAACGCUCGCUGACGCCAUCAGACCCGAAAGACUGAAACCCGGAUAGAAGCCCAAACAAUGCCAGACGAGUCAGGCUGAAGAGUGAAGACUUCAUAACAACAGAAGAUUUUCAUUCAUCUCAACAGAAAGUCCAACAGCAGAUGGUCGAAGCACAGCCGUUAUUUUUCUAGCAAUUAAAAACACUAACAUACUGC
Molecule: messenger RNA, 1901 nt
Organism: Gambusia affinis (western mosquitofish)
Lineage: Eukaryota; Metazoa; Chordata; Actinopteri; Cyprinodontiformes; Poeciliidae
Gene: dennd6b
Product: DENN/MADD domain containing 6B
Cellular component (GO): recycling endosome
Molecular function (GO): guanyl-nucleotide exchange factor activity
Source: RefSeq, a predicted model, not a curated record